AUGGAUUCGGAGUUGGCACAGUGUUUUGCAUCAAUGCCUGCCAUGCCAGAAUUCAACUCGAUCGCUGAUAUCCGUGCCUUGGUAGCGCAUUCGCAAAGUCUCAGGCUCACCUCCUCUGCCCCAACAGAUGUAUCUGAAGAAAACCGUGAAAUUCCAGUUCGCGAUGGCACAGAAAUCAGCGUCCGCAUUCAUCGGCCCAAGGACGCUGGGACGAACGCGGAAAGUGGCCCGCUGUUUGUCAUGUACCACGGCGGUGGCUACUGCUUUGGUAAUGCAGCCAGUAUUGAGAACGAAUGCAGGAUGUUUGUUCAGAAGUUUAGGGCCAUCAUUAUAAACGUGGAAUAUCGGCUUGCUCCUGAAUACCCAUGGCCGGUGCCAGUACAGGAUGCAUACGAUGCCUUGAAAUGGGCCGCGCGUAAUGCGUAUAAGUUAGGAUCCGAUCCUAAAAAGGGCUUUAUUGUUGGAGGAUCUUCUGCUGGAGCAAAUUUUGCAACAGUUGCCUCGCACUUAGCAGUCACAGAAGCACUAUCACCACCACUUACAGGCGUCUAUAUCAGUGUUCCACCAGUUGUACACCCUGACGCAGUGCCAGAAAGGUACACGCAAGAGUUGAAGAGCUAUGUGGAGAAUGCGGAUGCACCUAUUCUGAAUGCCAGGUUGCGCGAGCUCUUCCUAGAUAAUUACAAGCCAGAUCCCAAGUCUCCAAUGUUCUCAUCUUUACUAAGUCCAAGUCAUAAGGGGUUGCCAAGGCACUAUAUCCAAGUAUGUGGGCUAGAUCCGUUAAGAGAUGAGGGCUUGAUCUAUGAAAAGGUUUUGAGGGAAGAUGCAGGCGUGGAGACAAAAUUGGACAUUUAUGACAAGGUCCCACAUGGCUUCUGGAUUUUGUUCCCUCAGAUAUCGAAGUCAAGGGAAUUUUACAGUGACUUGGCCGAGGGAGUGAAAUGGUUGCUCGAGGCGUAG
Penicillium lagena is the source of this 960-nucleotide messenger RNA. Its product is annotated as alpha/beta hydrolase. The record is from RefSeq and is a predicted model, not a curated record. Gene Ontology annotation, molecular function: hydrolase activity. Bases 1 to 960 code for a protein of 319 amino acids. The transcript is spliced from 4 exons. Lineage: Eukaryota; Fungi; Ascomycota; Eurotiomycetes; Eurotiales; Aspergillaceae.